Messenger RNA from Musa acuminata AAA Group (dessert banana), 345 nucleotides. RefSeq names its product esterase PIR7B-like. NCBI's taxonomy places the organism in Eukaryota, Viridiplantae, Streptophyta, Magnoliopsida, Zingiberales, Musaceae. Gene Ontology annotation, biological process: jasmonic acid metabolic process; salicylic acid metabolic process. The coding region runs from base 1 to 345 and encodes 114 amino acids. Gene Ontology annotation, molecular function: methyl salicylate esterase activity; methyl indole-3-acetate esterase activity; methyl jasmonate esterase activity. The record is from RefSeq and is a predicted model, not a curated record. The transcript has a single exon.
AUGGGCGACGGGAGCUGCAACAAGAAGCACAUAAUUCUCGUCCAUGGCGCUUGCCAUGGAGCAUGGUCUUGGUACAAGGUGACGACCCUGUUGAGGUCCGCUGGGUACCAGGUUACGGUGCCGGACCUCGCGGCCUCCGGCGUCGACGAGCGGCGGUUGGAAGACCUGCGAACGUUCACCGACUACUCCCAGCCGCUCCUGGACAUAUUGGCCUGCCUCCCACCUGGUGAGAGGGUCAUUCUGGUAGGCCACAGCCUCGGAGGCCUCAACAUAGCUCUGGCUAUGGACAGGUUCCCUGAGAAGAUCGCCGCCGCGGUCUUCGUCACCGAUACCCUCGCGCUCUGA